Molecule: messenger RNA, 757 nt
Organism: Cyprinodon variegatus (sheepshead minnow)
Lineage: Eukaryota; Metazoa; Chordata; Actinopteri; Cyprinodontiformes; Cyprinodontidae
Product: immunoglobulin iota chain-like
Exons: 3
Coding region: 74-757 (227 amino acids)
Biological process (GO): cell surface receptor signaling pathway
Cellular component (GO): plasma membrane
Source: RefSeq, a predicted model, not a curated record
AGUGAUAUUCUGCAUCAUUUUAUGUGUGCUUUAUAAAACUGACCAAGUUUUCGUUUGAUGUUAGUUGUAAAAUAUGAUUCCCUUUAGACCCAGAUUUUUCAGUGUGUAUCCUUUUGUUCUCUGGAUAACAGGUCUAACUGAUGGAAGUGAUGUCACUCAGACUCCUCUGCUGUGGACCAAGGAGGGUCAGUCUGCCACCAUGAGCUGCAAUCACACUAAAGAUGCUACGUACUACCAGAUGUACUGGUACCAACAGCUGCCUGGACAGAACAUGAAGCUAAUAGUAUUUACAACAACAACUCCUCCACAUAAGUAUGAAGAAGGCUUCAGUGAGGAGAAAUUUCCCGCACAGAAGAAGGUUGCACAGACCGGAUCUCUGACAGUGAACAACUCGAAGCCUGAAGACAGUGGAUUGUAUUUCUGUGCUGUGAGUCUAGCUGAUGGAAGUGAUGUCAAUCAGACUCCUCUGCUGUGGACGAAGGAGGGUCAGUCUACCACCAUGAGCUGCAGUCACACUAAAGAUGCUUCUUACUACCAGAUGUACUGGUACCAACAGCUGUCUGGACAGAACAUGAAACUAAUAGUAUUUACAACAACAACUCCUCCACAUAAGUAUGAACAAGGCUUCAGUGAGGAGAAAUUUCCCGCAGAGAAGAAGGAUGCUCAGACUGGAUCUCUGACAGUGAACAACUCGAAGCCUGAAGACAGUGGAUUGUAUUUCUGUGCUGUAAGUCAACACAGUGAUGCAGCUGAUUGA